This is a messenger RNA of Liolophura sinensis, 2153 nucleotides long. RefSeq names its product UDP-N-acetylglucosamine transporter-like. Gene Ontology annotation, cellular component: Golgi membrane. The record is from RefSeq and is a predicted model, not a curated record. NCBI's taxonomy places the organism in Eukaryota, Metazoa, Mollusca, Polyplacophora, Chitonida, Chitonidae. Gene Ontology annotation, molecular function: pyrimidine nucleotide-sugar transmembrane transporter activity. Gene Ontology annotation, biological process: pyrimidine nucleotide-sugar transmembrane transport.
GCCUUGCCUCGUGGACAAGAAAACAUAAGGCACUGUAAGAAGGAUGAAAACUCCGCUGUCAUAAACCGGGUGAUUUUGCCGGUGACAGUCGUGGACAUGGGGGAGCGUUUCUGUGGGUCAAUCUAUACAUGCUGGGUGUAGCUCCAAGGUUGAGGAUUUGACACGCACAGUAAAGCACACAGAACCCUGACAACUCAGGAGUAAGCAUUUCCCUGCUCAGCGGGAGAUUAUGAUCACUGUCUUCCGGUCUUACGAAUGAAACCUAGCAUAUACUAAUUCAGGUGUGGGCUGAACUAUUUAACAUGGAUGUGUAGGUGAGAAGACGUAGCCCUACCCCACUCAGAAGACUGUCGGGAAAAAUGGCUGUCUCAAUGAAGAAGUUGAGUUUGUUUGUCUUGGUGAUACAGACAACUACGCUGGUGUUGAUGUUACGCUACUCGCGCACUUCGGCAGGCAGAGGACAGAAGUAUUUGGCCUCCACGGCGGUUGUGAUAGCAGAGGUGCUUAAGCUGUUGACAUGCCUAACUAUUAUCUUCAUGGAGAAAGGUUACAGCUUUGGGAAGGCCUGUGGUGUUGUACAGAGUGAGGUGUUGUACAAGCCAAGGGAGACUUUGAAGCUGAUGAUACCUUCAGGGCUGUACACCAUACAGAAUAACCUUCUUUAUGUGGCUCUGACUAACCUGGAUGCGGCCACCUACCAGGUUACUUACCAGAUGAAGAUAUUGACAACAGCGCUGUUCUCUGUGAUAAUGCUGGGCAGACAACUGACUGCUGUGAAAUGGAUCUCAUUACUGAUACUCGUCAUGGGGGUGGCUCUUGUGCAGAUGCCGAGUGAAAACAACCCGUCUAAACCGUUCACCCAUGGAGAAACAUCCCAGGUGGUGGGAUUGAUGGCCGUCACCUGUGCAUGUUUCAGCAGCGGGUUUGCAGGCGUAUAUUUUGAGAAAAUCCUGAAGGGUUCAGGUCAAAGUCUCUGGAUAAGAAAUGUUCAGUUGGCCCUAUUUGGGAUUAUCACAGGCCUGGUGGGAGUGUUGAUCUCAGACUAUGAACUGGUGACAAAGGAUGGCUUUUUUCAGGGUUAUACAGUAACCUGGACUGUGGUGGCUCUACAGGCAUUUGGUGGCAUAGUCAUAGCAGUUGUGGUGAAGUAUGCUGAUAACAUACUGAAAGGGUUUGCAGCCUCUCUCUCCAUUGUGCUCUCCACACUGUUGUCCACCUUUGUACUGGAUGAAUUUGUUCCAACCAGUUACUUCUACAUGGGCUCAACGGCUGUGAUAGGGGCCACCAUGCUGUACGGAUCAGACAUAAAGCUCUGCGCCCAGAGAUGACGGUGGACGAGUAGACCUGUCCGUGAUGUGGUUCACAUGGUAUAACACGCUAACAAAUAUUCACACUGUUGUUGCUGUUGAUUUUGAAAUGUUAACUUGUACAAAGAUGCGCAUACCGUAUAUUCUUUGAUUUGAAGUGUUGUGGGGUGUAACAGGUUUUCUUGUCAAAUAUUUUGGGGGAUUUUACACAGUUGUUCUGGCAUUAUUACAAAGAUGUAAGCUUAGUGGAAAAACAAUACCAGCCUGAUCAGUUUGGAGCCACAAGUAAUUGUUCUUCAAAUGAAAGGACUGUUUUAAAGACCACUUUCAGGUUGAAGAAUGUCAUUAAUACAACAAAAAAUAAGGAAGGUAUAAAAAUAUUACAGUACAUAAAAACUUAUGGCUGUCGAAUGGCAUUUUAUCCCAGGCAGUGCCAUGUACCUGGAUGAAAAUGGCAACAUGCAAAUGUACUUUGACAAUUUUUUGUUCUAGAGUACAUCUGCAUGUAAUGGGAAGACAGUCUGUGUGAUAUAAGUGAGAUAACACCCCUGUGUCCUAAAUCCAUUGAUAAUGUUACAAGUGCACUCUAGUAGAAGUACAGCUCAAUGAAAAAUGGUGACUGUGCUUGUUGCUCUCUGUAAUUCAUCCCAAAUGAAGUACCGUUAAUGUUUGACUGUGCAGCAUGUGUGAAGUUAGAGAAGUGUUAUGUGCUGUCAGGUUGAAGUACAUAUACCACAGGACAGGUCUACCGCAGUUCGUUGUAUUCAGUAUUUAUGGUCAUUUCAUGCAUCUCCAUGCAGAAUAGUGUGUCUACAUGUGUAUGGUGCACGCCUGUCUACAUGUGUA